Messenger RNA from Eimeria acervulina, 2568 nucleotides. RefSeq lists its product as hypothetical. The transcript is spliced from 5 exons. Gene Ontology annotation, cellular component: endosome; extracellular region. Gene Ontology annotation, biological process: protein transport to vacuole involved in ubiquitin-dependent protein catabolic process via the multivesicular body sorting pathway. NCBI's taxonomy places the organism in Eukaryota, Apicomplexa, Conoidasida, Eucoccidiorida, Eimeriidae. Gene Ontology annotation, molecular function: calcium ion binding. Bases 1 to 2568 code for a protein of 855 amino acids. The record is from RefSeq and is a predicted model, not a curated record.
AUGAGAAUACCUGUAGGGGGGCGUCGGGGGUUUUUGUCUUUUGUUCUUCUCGCGGUGUAUGGAGCAGAAACCCUACGGAGUAGUUGUUUAUUUGUAGCAGCAAAGAGGGAGGGGGGCCCUCAGCUGCUGCCUUCAGCCUCAGUUCUGUCGCCUCCUUCUGCAGCUCUGCUGCAGGAGCGCGCAGCAGCAGCAGAAGAAGACGUUGAUGAUGCAGGAAGUGGAGAAAAUGAUGAAGAGGAAGAGGUGUGUGAAGCUCAGGAAGCAAUGUCUUCAUUCUUAACGCAGGAGUUAGAAAAGCUGCAAGAUUCUUCUUCUGCUUGGGCGAAGUUUUUAUCUAAACUUGCUGAAGUAAAAGAAAAUAAAGAUGUGUGUAUGGAGACAGGAGAAUCUUCUAAUAAACGAAUAUGUGAGCACGGAGAGAGCUCCUCCGGUGCUCCCCAGCCUUUACCCUGUGGGGGUGAUGCAUAUGAAGAACUAAUAAGCAAGUAUUUUCAAGCAAAGAAUUGUGAAUUAUCUCUUGCAGUAACACAAACUCUUAUGCAGAACUGGGUUGGACACGGAGACAAAGAAGGUAUAUUUGAUAAACUUAUGUUUCUCUAUGGGAAGGCUAUGGAGUAUGGUAAUUUAGAUUCAGAUCUCUAUUACGUUUACCAAGACGCAAAGGGGCUGCUGGAGGAGUUGCUGCAGCAGGCGAAAGAUAGUGUUGCUGCCUUUCAUUCAUCAGACAUUAAAUCUGUCUUUGUUAAAAGAAGAAGAGAGAUGCUGGGGCUUCUAUGCGCUCUAGGCAGAGGAACAGAUGCAGGAGCGCUUGCUGCAGAUAUUGUGGUUACAGAAUCAGUAAUGGUGAUCAGGGGAGACUUUGAAGAGAGCGCAGCAGCAGCAGUUUUAGCUUUUGCUGCUGCUGUUGAUGCAUUCGGAGCUUACCCGCGGAUGCUGCUAGAGGAAGGGGGUUUCUUAGAGAGAGCAGAAAAAAUUCAUGAGAAUUAUCAUAAAUUCAGAAUGAAUAAGCUUAAUGGUAUUCUUACAGACAUUGAAGCAACAGCAAACGCAGGCGAAGACAGCUCAGGCCUGAUGGACUUGGUGCCUCACCGCAGACACACACGACACCACAGCAGCAGCAGCAGCAGCAGCAGCAGCAGCAAGGACGGCAGCCAAGCGCCCGGAAAAGACUCAGCAGAAGCUGCUGCUCCUGUCUUCCUUGAGGGGGCAGCGGAGCAGAUUGCAGCAGCACCAACUGAAGGAAUGCCGCAAAUAGCAGCAGCAGCACAACAGCCAGGAGGAGCAGCAGCACAGCCAGCACCAACACCUCUUCUGACAGCAACACCUCCUGCAUCUACAGCAGGCCCUGGAGCGGCAGCCCCACCUGUAACAGCACCACCUGCAGCGCCAGUACAGCAGCUGCAGCAGCAGCCGCAGCCUGCUGCUGCUGUCCCUGGGGUACAACCUGCUGUUGCUGCUGCCCCUUCACAAGGAGCAGCAGCACCAGGAGCAGCAACAACAGUCUUCAGCAGCGGGGUUUCAGGAUCUCCUGCACCAUUAACAACAGCACCAGAAGCAGCACAACAACCUCCACCACCACCUGCAGCAGCACCAACAUCUCCUGCUGCUUCUCCUCUGCCUACGGACACUUCAACAGCAGCACCAGCAGCAUCAGCACUUCCGCAGCAGCAGCCUGCAGGAGGAGCAGCAGCACCGCCUCCCCCUGGCAAGCCCUCAGCACCAGGAGCAGUAGGAGCAGCAGGAGCAGCAGGAGGAGAAGCAGAAGCAGCAGGAGAGGGACAUAACAGCAACCACAGUAUUCCUAUUCGAGAUCGUAUAGAAGACAUGGUGCGCAGCAUGAAGAUGUUUGAAGUUGAAGACGGGGCGAUUACCUACAGACCAAACCUGACAACUCUUGAACGCGUUGUUAAAGCAGGUUAUACAGAUAUCACCGAUCAUGUAUUCGUGGAGGCAUUCAUGAUGCUUCCCCAAGCCUUCGUUGUCUCUACUUUUAAACUUAUUUCUCUUCUUCUUCCUAACCCUCAAGUUGACUUCGCCGAAUUUUAUAACUCCACCUUAGCAGACGACGGAACCAUUACUGAGGGAUUCAGUGGGGAGUUGCCUGUUAAUCAUAAGUUGCUGGCUGAGAGAUUCUCAGAAGCUGUUGAUGAAGCUUAUAAAGAUACAUGGCGAGAGUUCUUCCACGACCAAGACGGUAUAAAUGACAUUGCACAGCUACAAAGCCCUAAACCACAGCAGCAGCUGUUGCAGCAGCAGCAGCAGCAAGCAGCCUCACAACAAACUGAAGCGGAGGAGCAUGUUAGCGCUCUGGAGCAGAGGGGUUCAGGAGUAGUGCAGCCGCAUUCAUUCGUAUUAACGGGAGCAGAAGAAGAAAGCAGCUUUAAAGUUGCAAUUGUUUCUACUUCUGAUGGGUUUAAAACCGGAGACGUCGAACAGUUUGCUGAUGUACAAGCUGUAAACUCUAUGAGUCUCCAGGCACUUGCAUCCAGCGCUUCUUUUGCAGAUGUAUCAUUAGCGAGGCUGGUUCUGGUGUCUUUAGGCUGUGUUUUGUCUUUCUGGCUGUUAUAA